AUAAUAAAUUCCCCAAACGCCACAAACUAAUAUAAAAAAUUGGACUCCAAAAAUUGGGAUCUAAAUAUGUUCAUCAAUAACCCCCAAAAACAGCGUUAUUAAUGAACAAAAAGGUAAAAGAAAAUACAUAACCCCAGAUAAAUCACAAACCAGAAACCAUGGAGACAGUCACGCCGGCGGAGAGAAGAAAACUUUCCUUUAGAUGCUCAUGAAAGAAAAGCUGAUGUUUUCUGCCAUUUGUAGUUUUGAGCAGUAUGUUUGUUAUAGUCUACUUUGUAUUUUUUAAAUGUAUGUUGACAUCAAUUAUUCAUUAUAAUUUUCCCUAGAUUCCUUAAUAUGCUUUGACAUAUAACUUUUUUUUGAUUGAUGCCAGCACGUUUAAACUUCAACUUGUAACAUCCUCUGAUAAUUUAUCAAGUCGUGCAUGUGCUACAUAUUUUAGAAUAAAAGGGGCAAUUGACCAUUAUUAUCAUCAUUUAUAUUUUCAGUACCUAAGGGGAAAAAAUAUAUAAUUAACUAUACUAGACAGAGAAAAUGGUCAUCACGAUUAAGAAGUGGAUGGUCAUGCUGGCAUGCUACACAUUCUUUACAUUCUAUGCCUCUUCUUUAUAAGUAGUCAACACCCUUUGGCGUUCCACAAGUCUUGUGUCCAGUUUCUGAUACACAAAUUCCUAUUAUCAAAAAGCAUGAAAGAAGGUGAUUUCCCUAUAAGAAUGAUGAACGAACACAGGAUUUCACUCAUGGAGAGCUUGCAAAAAGAAAAGCAGAUUAUGGUUGAUCCACUUUCAUUACAUGAUUCUCCUAUUCCAACUGUUAUCACAACUUCUGCAGCCACUUUUUUGCACCCUCCACCACUAAAACCUCCAAAACCAAGUUUCUUAAGCUUGAGUCUCCCAAAUUCAGCCAACACAUCACCUCGGUUUGCUUCAGCUUUUUCCAAGAAGAAAUCAAAAGGAGAGAGCCCGGAAUCACAAUGUCAAGCUAAUAACUUGACACACAAGCUUCGGCAUUUGCAACAGGAAUUCCACUUACAGAAGAGCAAGUCAUGUGGUGAAGGAAGAGCAAUUGCACCCUCGGAUGAAUUUGAUCACUGGUUGGCUGAACUAAGUGUAGUGGAACAUGAUAAAAGACAUUAUGUUCAUGGAAGCUUCUCAAGAACUGAAGCUGUUAAAGAAAGUCCAAAGAGUGUUAACUACAUGAAAACACCAGAUGGUGGAUUCAAAUGCAGUGCUCUUUGGCUUUGCUUGUAUCUGCCAGGCUUUGGUGGUAAAAUAAAGACAGUUAAAACAAGAAAGGAACAAUCAGAAAGGGAGGGUGUAAUUUCUAGGACAAUGUCUUUGGAAAAUUUUGAAUGUGGUUCUUGGGCUUCUGCAGCAAUGUUCCAUGAAAGUGAAGGACACUCCAGUAAUGCCUACUUUGAUCUUCCAAUAGAAUUGAUAAAAUGCAGUGCCAGUGAAGUAUGUUCUCCUGUUGCUGCAUCUUUUGUCUUUGAAAAAGACCUUAAAGGGGUUCUGAAAAAUGGUUCCUCUAGAGCCAGUGCUAGGAAAUCAGAUGCAUCACCUCGCCACGUUCGGUUUUCUACAUCAUCUUCUGUGUCUUACCCUGCCUCUCCAGCAUCCUGCAUCAGUCCUCGUUUGAGAAAAGCCAGAGAAGAUUUUAAUGCCUUCUUAGCAGCACAAAGCGCAUGAGAGUGAUGAAGAUCAAACCUAUGGAAAUAUGGAAUGUAGAUUAACAAUAUAUAAUCAGAAAACUUCAUUUGUAGCUGGUUCUGUUACCUUUUUAUAAACCUUCCUAUGUGGCCAAUGUUUGCAAUGUUGUGAGUUAUUGGAUUGUUUAUGAAUUUGUGCAGAAAUUUUGAUGUCACCCUUCCACAAGUAAAUCUAUAGGUUAUAAGUAAAUAUGAGUUU
Molecule: messenger RNA, 1907 nt
Organism: Gastrolobium bilobum
Lineage: Eukaryota; Viridiplantae; Streptophyta; Magnoliopsida; Fabales; Fabaceae
Exons: 1
Coding region: 573-1688 (371 amino acids)
Biological process (GO): response to photooxidative stress; photosystem I assembly
Cellular component (GO): chloroplast thylakoid membrane
Source: RefSeq, a predicted model, not a curated record